Messenger RNA from Tupaia belangeri chinensis (Chinese tree shrew), 846 nucleotides. Its product is annotated as histone PARylation factor 1-like. Lineage: Eukaryota; Metazoa; Chordata; Mammalia; Scandentia; Tupaiidae. Gene Ontology annotation, cellular component: nucleus. Gene Ontology annotation, biological process: DNA damage response; regulation of protein ADP-ribosylation. The record is from RefSeq and is a predicted model, not a curated record. Gene Ontology annotation, molecular function: histone binding; poly-ADP-D-ribose binding.
AUGAAAAAUCUUAAAGAAGUAACAUAUAAAAAAAAAACUAGUUUUUUGAAAAACUUAGAAGCAACCAAAGAACUUGGGUACUCACUGGAACAGAAAACCAUGAAGAUGAAACAGAGGGAUAAGAAAGUUGUGACAAAGACCUUUCAUAGUUCAGGCGUGGUUGUUCCAGUAGAUAAAAAUGAUGUUGGAUAUAGAGAGCUCCCUGAAUCAGAUGCUGACCUCAAGAGCAUUUGCAAGGCAAUUGUUGAGGCCACAAGAGAGGAGAAACUGGGAACCAGCAAGGAGAAACUAAAAACUUUUGCUCCCAUUCAGAAAAUGAUGACCUUUAUGCAAUUUGCUAAUGAUGAAUUUGACUACAGUAUGGGGCUUGAGCUGAGAAUGGACCUCUUUUGCUAUGGUUCACAUUAUUUUCAUAAAGUUGCCAGCCAGCUUUUGCCUCUUGCAUAUAAUUUGUUGGAGAGGAAUCAAUUUGCAGAAAUUAUUGAAGAUCAUCUGGCAAACAGAAGUAAAGAGAACAUAGAUCAACUUAGAGCAUGAAAGAGAUUUGGCUUUGUUUAGUGUAUGUCAUUCAUAAGCAUUAGUAUUGAAACUUGUGAUUUUUGUUUUGUUUUUAAGGAAAACUGAAAGUAAACUGAUGGAAACAUUACUUUCAUAAGGCAAAAAAAAAGUAAACCUUUGGGGCCAGGAGGUGACAUAGUGGUUAGGGCACUGGUCUUCCACAUGACCAAUCACAAUUCAACUCCUGGACCUGUUGGGUUGAAACUCAGGCUGAUGCCUGUGCUUCGUGCCCAAAAUCUCGAGAGGAGAAUGGAGGAGAAGGGAUUGUGACAGGGCCAUCCCUCCCCU